ACUGAUGCACACAGUCUUGACUCGUCUUGUCAACUGACGAGUUCGAUAUUUGAGUACUGACACUGCGCCGUCAUUACCGCCGCGUGUAAAAUAUUUCGCGAACGCCCGCCUGUCGGUGUUACAAGUGUUUGCGCGCGCUCGCGGUUUCCCCUCAAUCGAACUGGGUGCAAAAGUUUAGAACGCAGUCUCCAGAAUUAUCCCAGGAUGCAGCUUCCAUUGGCGAUCGGUUUGAUCUGCUUGGUGCGGAUCACGUUGGCAGUUCCGGCGGGCCGAAACAGCUCCAGUUGCAAUUGCGUUUGCGGCGUCAACGGUCGAUCGAAUCGGAUUGUCGGAGGGGAGGAAACCAACGCUCACGAGUACCCCUGGCUGGCGGCUCUUUUCCGUCAGGGAAAACUGUAUUGCGGAGCAUCCGUUCUGUCCCGGAAUUACCUGGUCACCGCUGCCCAUUGUGUCAACUCCUUCGAACCGACUGAAAUCAGGGUCUACCUCGGAGGACACAACAUUGCCAAGGACUACACGGAACUGCGUCGCAUCAAGCGAAUCAUCGAUCACGAAGAGUUUGACAUCUUCACCUUCAACAACGAUAUUGCUCUGCUGGAGCUGGACAAACCACUGCGGUAUGGACCUACGAUUCAACCUGCUUGCCUGCCGGACGGAAGCGAGCUUGACUUCACCGGAUCUCUGGGUAUCGUUGCCGGUUGGGGACGAGUCGAGGAGAGGCGACCACCAUCAAAGACACUGCGAUCGGUUGUGGUUCCGAUCUGGUCCCAUGAGCAGUGCCUGGAAGCCGGGUACGGUAGUAAGAAGAUUUCCGACAACAUGAUGUGCGCCGGGUACCAUGAUGGAAAGAAAGAUGCUUGUCAGGGUGACAGUGGUGGUCCAAUGCACAAGAUGGGCAACGCCGGCAGCAUGGAGGUAAUCGGAGUCGUGUCCUGGGGCCGUGGCUGUGCUCGGCCCAAUCUACCUGGCAUCUACACCAGGAUCGUCAACUACUUGCCGUGGAUUCACGAGAAGCUCGGUGGAGAAUGUAUGUGUGUGCCAAAAAAUGUCGCUGCCAGAAGUAACGAGUGAUGCAGAUGAAAUUUGAUCUCAACUGGAUAGGAAAGGACCUGCAACGGGUGA
Ochlerotatus camptorhynchus is the source of this 1122-nucleotide messenger RNA. RefSeq names its product trypsin 3A1-like. Gene Ontology annotation, molecular function: serine-type endopeptidase activity. Bases 205 to 1071 code for a protein of 288 amino acids. The transcript has 5 exons. Lineage: Eukaryota; Metazoa; Arthropoda; Insecta; Diptera; Culicidae. Gene Ontology annotation, biological process: proteolysis. The record is from RefSeq and is a predicted model, not a curated record.